Molecule: messenger RNA, 1566 nt
Organism: Eptesicus fuscus (big brown bat)
Lineage: Eukaryota; Metazoa; Chordata; Mammalia; Chiroptera; Vespertilionidae
Gene: SNX5
Product: sorting nexin 5
Exons: 14
Coding region: 137-1393 (418 amino acids)
Biological process (GO): pinocytosis; intracellular protein transport
Cellular component (GO): endosome
Molecular function (GO): phosphatidylinositol binding; dynactin binding
Source: RefSeq, a predicted model, not a curated record
GACAGCACGCUCUUUCUUAAGACGCGCCUAGCGGGGAGUGUUUCUGGCUUCGCGUCCCUCUCGCUGCCCUGUGGUCUGCGGCUCCCGCGUGGCCCGGAGCGAGGCCCGGCAGCCCGCGCUCGAGACCCGCGUCGCCAUGGCCGCGGUUCCCGAGGUGCUGCAGCAGCAGGACGAGGACCGAAGCAAGCUGAGAUCUGUAUCUGUGGACUUGAAUGUUGAUCCCUCGCUUCAGAUUGACAUACCUGAUGCACUCAGUGAAAGAGAUAAGGUCAAGUUUACAGUACACACCAAGACCACACUGCCCACGUUUCAGAGCCCAGAGUUUUCUGUUAUAAGGCAACAUGAAGACUUUGUAUGGCUACAUGACACUCUUUCUGAAACUGCAGACUAUGCUGGACUUAUUAUUCCACCUGCUCCUACAAAGCCUGACUUUGAUGGCCCUCGAGAGAAGAUGCAGAAACUGGGGGAGGGCGAAGGGUCUAUGACCAAAGAAGAAUUUGCCAAGAUGAAGCAAGAAUUGGAAGCUGAAUAUCUUGCUGUCUUUAAGAAGACUGUAUCUUCCCAUGAAGUCUUUCUUCAGCGGCUUUCUUCUCACCCUGUUCUCAAUAAAGAUCGCAACUUUCAUGUUUUCCUGGAAUACGAUCAGGAUCUAAGUGUUAGGCGGAAAAAUACCAAAGAGAUGUUUGGUGGCUUUUUUAAAAGUGUGGUGAAAAGUGCUGAUGAAGUCCUUUUUUCUGGAGUUAAGGAGGUAGAUGACUUCUUUGAGCAAGAGAAGAAUUUCCUCAUUAACUAUUAUAAUAGGAUCAAGGAUUCAUGUGCAAAAGCUGACAAAAUGACCAGAUCUCAUAAAAAUGUUGCAGAUGACUAUAUCCACACUGCAGCCUGCCUGCAUAGCCUGGCUUUAGAGGAACCCACAGUCAUCAAAAAGUACCUGUUGAAGGUUGCUGAGCUGUUUGAAAAACUUAGGAAAGUAGAGAGUCGAGUCUCCUCAGAUGAAGAUUUAAAGCUGACAGAGCUCCUUCGAUACUAUAUGCUCAACAUAGAGGCUGCUAAGGAUCUCUUAUACAGGCGUACCAAAGCCCUCAUUGACUAUGAGAACUCAAACAAAGCGUUGGAUAAGGCCCGGUUAAAAAGCAAAGAUGUCAAGUUGGCUGAGGCACACCAGCAGGAAUGCUGCCAGAAAUUUGAACAGCUUUCUGAAUCUGCAAAAGAAGAACUAAGCAAUUUCAAACGAAAGAGAGUGGCAGCAUUUAGGAAGAAUUUAAUUGAAAUGUCUGAACUGGAAAUAAAGCAUGCUAGGCUAUGUGUUCGUGGAAGCUGCAUGGCUCAUGGCCACGUGGACCCCAUAUGCAAUGGACUGAUGAACGACAGCUGGGGACACAAACUAAGCUAGCCUGAUGCUGGACUGAAGUGUGCAAAUGUGGAGCAGAAACUCUGGGAAAUGGCUUUCAUCCUAGCUCUGCUGAAAGCAGUGGGCCUUUUUCCUUGGCCGAAUGGAGAAAAAUGGGACCUUGGGAACUAAGGGAUUUGAUUUCACAGAAAUAAAGCUUUCUACAAUAUCUCAUC